CGCCCGACCAGGAAGUGAAAAUUGCGGGAAAAUCGGGACUUUUCCUUCAGGAAAACUGAUCAGUUUAACGCGCGAUCUCUAACGGUCCGAACUUGACUUUGUCGAACAUCGAAUACAUUUUCCGUUCGCGAAAUAAACUGUGAUUUAUUUGUUUGAAAUUGAAAAUAGUAACUUUUUCUGGGUGAUUUGUGUACUUAUGUGACUGCUUUUUUUGUAAAUUUCAUUUGAUAAUUUAACUUAUGACAUAAAAUGAGUGCUACCUCACCUAAACUAUCUCUGGCCAAAUUAGGAUUAUAUCCCAGACCGAAAACUUUGAAAGUCAUGAUUUUGGGACAGGCUGGCGUUGGAAAAUCGGCAAUGGUUGUCAGAUUCAUCACACGAAGAUACAUUGGCGAAUACGAUCCAACCUUGGAAAAAAUCUACUCCUUUCACACUGUUAUCGACAACGAGAUGGUGUAUUUCGACAUCCUGGAUACAGCUGGUCAACCGCCAGAAAACGACUGCUUAGGCCUAGAAGCCAACAUCCGAUGGGCCGAAGCCUUCAUUCUUAUGUAUUCAGUAACAGACAAAUGUUCCUUCGACGAGUGCUACAGGUUCAAGUUUCUUAUAAAUUACAAUAAAAGAAAAAAACGUAUAGGGAAUAGCAACAAAGAUUACCUCAACGACGUUCCUGUCGUUUUAGUAGGAAACAAAAUCGACCAAGUAGAAGAUAGAAUGGUAUCUCUAGAAGACGGACAAAAGCGUAGCAAGGAAAUAGGUUGUGUUUGUUUCUAUGAAAUUUCCGUUAGAGAGAGCAUUGAACAGGUUUGGAAUGUUUUUCGAGAUACUUGUCGAUUUUGGAGAGUUCUAAGCAAAAACCCUAAAGUGCGACGUUCGGCAAGCGACAAAGAAGCCGAAAGUCCUGCCGAUAGCACUCGUCUUUUAUGUUCCAAUGCAGUUUCACCCAGCAGUCUGGGUAAUUCUCAAACAACUGGAAUAUUAGGUCGUCGAUGGACUGACGAAGAACUUGAAGAAGAGAACGAAUCUGAACCGAGAGGCAGCACCACAUCUAGUUCGAGUGAAUCGACACCGUUUAGAGAAAGGGCCUCUACAGAUGGACAUUUACAACAAAAACCUUGGAGAUGGAGGUAUAGGCCUGGCAGUUCAAAUUCGACCGAUACUCCAGCAUUUUUCAAAACUGACAGACGCAUGAGUAUAUCGAUGAGAGGAAGUAAUGCAAGCUAUUGAGAUAGAAAUGGCAAUUGUUCUGUGUUUAAAUAAAAAAAAACUUCCACUCUCUAUAGUGGCUUUAUUAAAAACUGUAAAAUAAUAUGUAUUUAUUGAAUAAAUGUUGGUAACAAACAAUGUAAGGUAAAUUACCUUAAAAAUAUGGGGAAAUAAUACUGCGUUUUUAAAUGUAUAAAAUGUCUAUCUUAUACCUAAAUAUAAAUAGGUUUUUUGUGCUUUAUAAAGAAAAACCUUUUGGGUUUAUUUAACUUCAACACUAUUAUGCGAAUCUUUAUGGUAGAGCAAGAAAACUCGACAGUUACAAUUACACCCUUGGGGGUGAAGACUUAAGGAUCUUUGCUUGCUCUACUAUAAUGGAUUUCUAGAUGGUUAAGCAUUCGUUUAAAUUGUAAUACUUAAGUGUUAAAUUUUUUAAAAGAAAUAUUAUUCACAGGGUGUUCAAUUAAAAAAUACAUAUUUGUAAUAUAAAUUGACCAUAUUUGCUGUGAUGUUGCUAUAUUGCUAUCGGUGUUCAAUAUUUUCGAAAAAAUCAACAUAUAAGUGUUUUAUAAUAUUCAAAACAAAGUAUUUUUAAAAUACCUAGAAGUUAAAUUUUUCUUGGACUAACUUAAUGGCCUAAUAUAUUAAAAAUUAUACAUAAUACGAAAAUGUUCUACCUAUUAUUGUGACAUUCCUUGUAGGUACUCACCUACCCAAGACGUUAUUUUAAAUUAUAGGUGUAUAAGUGGCAUAUUAAUGUUUAAUAAAAAGUAAAAUAUAAUAA
Molecule: messenger RNA, 1990 nt
Organism: Ceutorhynchus assimilis (cabbage seed weevil)
Lineage: Eukaryota; Metazoa; Arthropoda; Insecta; Coleoptera; Curculionidae
Source: the annotation of a GenBank genome assembly